GAUGCUUUACUGUGGAUGUAAACAGCUGCCUGUUUCCAGUGAGUUCACGCCCACUUUGAGGAAGCGGAAGAUGGCCCAGCUCUGUUUGUUUCGUGCUCUUGCCGUAAACUGGAAGCAAACGUCUGAGUCCCAUUAGUGAUAGGUACAUCUGCAGUCAUCAUGGAUUGUUCUAAACUCUGAAAGCAGUCAGGAGAAAGACGUCAUCAAAGACAUGAAAACGAGGAGCCGUUGUGAAGAUGAGAAAUGCGCUCAUAUUCCUAACUCUGGCAAACUGUGCAAAGUACGUGCCGGUUUCCUGAUGCUGUAACUGCGGCUCUCCUGUCUCCCAUCACGGUGCUCCCCAGCUACUGCCUCUGCUGCCAUGAAGGUAGACAGCCUCCCCGUGGAGCUGUGGAGGGUUAUUCUGGCUUAUCUGCCUCUCCCUGACCUGGGCCGCUGCUGCCAGGUGUGUCGUGCCUGGCGGGAGCUCAUCCUGUCACUGGAUAACACCCGCUGGAGACAGAUCUACCUGGGCUGCCGCGAGUGCCGGCAUCCCAACUGGCCCAGUCAGCCUCACCUGGAGCCCCCAUCCUGGAGAGAGGCCCUGAAGCAGCACGCCAUGGCCACCCGCACCUGGACUCAAAAUGGACCAGAGCUCCAGUCCUCUGCCUGCCUCCUUUUCCGCCGUCGAAAAGACCGUAGGGUUUGGCAUGUUGGACAUGGAUGUGAGUUUGAGACCCUCCGCGGGGCUCUUGGGGUGGUUGGACCUUAUGAUCGUGUUGUUCUCCAUCCUGGGGUGUAUGAGGAGCAGGCUGAAGUAGCGCUGAAGGUGCCUGUGGAGCUGGUCGGAUUGGGCCGUUUGGGUCAGGUGGUCCUUCUAGUGUGUAUGGAGCAACAGUGUCCCACUGCCAGGCUGUGUAACCUAGUCUUCAUGCCACCUUGGUUCUCUUCUGUGGUCUACAAGACAUCAUGGGGUCAUGUCCAACUUGAUAACUGCAUCUUUGAGGGCGCUCAGCUGCAAAUCCGUGGCCCGGGAACUUGCCAAGCUCGCUUCUGUUCCUUCUUGCAGGGCAGCUCUGCCCAUUUGCUGGGUGUUGUCCUCAGUUUAUUGGACAGUUGCGAUUUCUCAGGAAGUGACACAGCCUCUGUGACUGUUGAAGGUCCUCCAGUGUCAGAAAGAAACUGGGCUUGCAAACACUUGGCAGGCCUGGCCAGGACGUAUCCAUCAUGUGGCCUGUCUGGAGAUAGUAGCCUUCCCAUAGGGCCUCAGCCUUUGUCCACUGUCGGUCCUCAGCCUCCAGGUUCUAAUAUUAAAAAGGAGCAUGUGAGCAUAGAAGACUGGCAGAAGAAGACAGGGGUAGAGGUGGUAUGUCAGGGCACAGUGAUUGAAGAUGGCUGGAGUGAUGGGGAGCGCAGUGAUGGAGAGGAAGAGAAUCGAGAAGGAGAAAAAUCAAACAUCAAAAGCCUAUUUACAUUGGAUUACAAAAUCCCCUAUGCCCAUCAUGGUCUGUCCCACUUGCUGAAGCCACAACCAGAUGGCUCUCUACCACUGGCUUCCUGCCCUGAUCCCCCGUCGGUGACUCCUGAGCCCCUCACCUUUCAGCAGGAACUAGACAGGGAUCCUGAUGCUCAUAUGUUGGCAGCAUCCACUCAUGGCUGCAUUCUCAGACGCUGCCUGUUCAGGGAGGGGAAGGGAGGUGUGCAUUUGUCUAACUUUGGUCAAGCUCGGCUGGAGGGCAAUGUUUUCCGAGGGCUGAACUAUGCUGUCCGUUGUAUCCAGAACUCCACAAUAGUGAUGGUGAGAAAUGAAGUGUGUGAGUGCCGUGCAUCAGGUGUGUUCCUGCGCCUCUCUGCUCAGGGCCUCAUUGCAGAAAACAACAUCCACUCCAAUGGGGAGGCAGGACUGGACAUCCGAAAAGGGGCAAACCCCAUCAUUGUGUGUAACAAAAUACAUAGUGGUUUGCGCUCUGGUGUUGUUGUCCUUGGCAAUGGAAAAGGUUCAAUUCGGAGCAACCAGAUAUAUAACAACAAAGAAGCAGGCGUGUAUAUUCUCUUCAGUGGGAAUCCUGUGGUCAGUGAGAAUCACAUCUUUCAGGGUCAAGCAGCGGGGAUUGCGAUAAAUGAGAAUGGAAGAGGGAUAAUAGCAGAUAAUGUGAUCAAAGAGAACCAGUGGGGAGGUGUGGAUAUCCGCAGAGGAGGUGAUCCCAUCCUGAAGAACAACUAUAUUUGUCACGGUUAUUCAGAUGGCGUGGUGGUGGGAGAAAGAGGACGUGGACUUAUUGAAGGAAAUCAUGUCUACUGUAACAAAGGCUGUGGUGUGUGGGUCAUGUCAUCCAGUCGUCCACAGCUCUUGGGAAACUACAUCACCCAUAACUACAUGUAUGGGCUGGCAGUGUUUUGCAGAAAGGAUCCUGAAAACAUCGAGGCCAGGGAGGGGAACUGGCCAGGGCAGGGAGGACUCGGUGGAGAAGGAGGCAGUGGUGAAAGGAGGGGUGUAGAGGGAGAGGCGAGAGAAGGGCAGGAGAACUUAAAUGAAGAGGGAGAACUGUUUGCGUGGGAGAGCGAUCUGGAUAGUGAGGAUGAGUGCCACUCUGCUCGUCGGUCCAUCAGUGUGGCCUUAGUGGAGAGCAACUGUAUGAGCUACAAUGGAGCGGUUGGUCUGUACGUGAAGAGCAGUGAGCCAUUAAAUGUCUUUGCUAACCUUGUGAACAGUAACCGUGGCACUGGCAUUGCUGUUCUGCAGAGCAGUCAGCUAACCCGACUGGUUACAAAUUGCAUUCUUGAAAAUGGUCGAGGUGGGGUAACAGUGGAGAAGGACUGCCGGGUGGAACUUCGUGGCAAUGGAAUCUAUGAAAACAGUGGCCAUGGUGUUGGUUUCAGUGGCAGUGGACAGAUUGUGGAGAAUGAUGUGGUUGGAAACCGUGGAUAUGGGAUCCAUGUUUGUGCAAGUGCCGACAUCAAGGUACUACGAAACCGUGUCCAACCAGCACAGGCCUGUGGCAUUGCUAUUAUUGGGCCAGUAAAAGGUGUUGUCCAUGACAAUCUCUUAUACCAGGGUCACCCUGGAAACAAAAAAGCACUCCUGCACUUGGACCCUGGCAAUGACAGCUGUUUAUUACGCAACAAUAGUAUUUUAAGGCAUAAUAACAGCUACACGUCUAUGACCUCUUGGGUUUUGGAAAAUCCUCCCCCACGUCCACUGGCUAGCUCCCCUUCUGGGCUCCCCUCAUCCCAGUAUCCUUCCCGACUUGGAAUCUCCAUGACUACAAGGAUAAGUGCCACUGUAGAGAGUGGUUGCCACAGUGGUAGUAUGUUCUGUUCUAUCCAAUGAAUAGUGGCAAGCACAACUUGGACAAAGGACUUUGCUAAAAGGCUUUGUGUACUGCACAUAUGGAGCUCUGGGUGUCAGUGAAUACUAAUUUUAAAUUACACUGUGUGCACAAUUAUUAGGCAAAUUAUAUUCCUCUGGAUUAAUUUUAUUAUCAAACAAGUAUAGUGCUCCGAGCUGAUCCAAAAACUUUGUGAACCUCAAACUUGAAUGUUUACCAAAGGAAAGUGAGUUUUGACUUUUUCAGGGGAAUAAGUCUGCACAGACAGUAGGCAACUUUUAUUGUCCAUAAUUUUUAUGCAAUGAAUUAACUUUUUUCUGACUUUUGUUUAUUCCCAGUUUUCAGAGAAAAUGUAACAAAUUUAGAAACACAAAAUGGCAAAUAAACCUAUUUGGCUUUUCAAAAGUAUUUGGUGACCAACGUAGGCAUCUCCUUUUUAAUAACUGCCAGAAGUCCAUUAAUGGAGUCUGUCACUUUCUUGAUCCGUUUACAACUUUUGCAGAGGCAGCAAUCACAGCCUCCACUUAAUUCUACUAAAGUCUUGCAGUUCAUGUCUUUCCUUCUGUUCAAUUUUUUGCAAUUUUUGUUUACUAUUUGCAACAAAACAUCUGAUUAUCCAGUGGUCAUGCUUCAGUAGUUUAGCUGCUUGAAGAGCAUUUCAUCCACCAGAAAGGUGUUUUGCCAAUUUUGACUUUUUAUUGUAAGUUAAAUCUCUUUUUUGACUCAGUUUACUUUAAGAAGCUGCCUAAUAAUUCUACACACCUUAAUGUAGGGUGUCACACUCUGACUUAUUACAAAUACAAAUCACCUGAGAAUGAUUAAAUCCAAUAAGCAAUUGAAUUUAUGUUGUUUGGAGUUGGAAAAUAUACAUAGACAUAACAAUAAGGUCAGAAUACUCAUUUGCCUAUUAACUGUGCACAUAGUGUACAUACCGCACAAAAGUGAGUGCACACCUCACUUUUCGGCAACCAUUUGAUUAUAUCUUUUCAAGGUACCAUACAAUGGAAAUUAAACUUGGAUAUACUAUAGUGCAGUCAGUGUACAGUUUGUAUAGCAGUAUAGAUUUACCAUCCACUUUAAAUUACUCAACACAAUUGUCUAAAUAGCUGACAACACAAGUAAGUAAACCCCUGUACCUGUCAUUCAAACAAAAAGCCACCAGUCCUCUUUAGCAUUUUCAUGCAUUUGUCUGCUUGACUGGACCUUAUAAAUUUGUGUAUCAUGAAUGAGAGCCUUUAAAUUUGGUGCUUUGGGUACAGUUCUCUUAUACUGGCCACUACAUGUUCAUGGUACCUAAUGGCAAAGAACUCUCUGAGGAUUUGAGUAAUAUACCCUAGGCUAUAAGAGUAUUGGUAAUGCCUUGAAACUAAGUUGCAGCAAUUUGGCAAAGGUCAUACUGCAGUUUUUCAAGAUGGGCUCCACUUGCAACAGGGUCGACCAAAGAAGUUGAGUCCUAGUGCUCAAAGGUUGAAGAAGCAGGCCAGCCUGUCAGUGCUCACACCAUAUGCUGCACACUGCAUUGAGCUGGUUCACAUGGCCAUUGUCCCAGAGGGAAGCCUCUUCAUGAAGCUGGCUCACAAGAAACCUGCAAACAGUUUGCAUUAGACCAGGGGUCAGCAACCCCGGUCCUCGAAAGCCACUGUCCUGCAUGUUUUAGAAGUAUCCCUCUUCCAACACACCUGAUUCAAAUGAUUCAAGCGCUGCAGAAGCCUGAUAAUGAUCGUCAGUUGUGCUGGAAGAGGGAAACAUCUAAAACAUGCAAGACAGAGGCUCUCAAGGACCAAGGCUGCUGACCCAUGCAUUAGACAAACAGUCCAAGAGCAUGAAUAACUGGAACUAUGUCCAGUGUUCUGAUGAGAUUUACAUGUGUUUGGCUCAGAUGGUGUCAGUAUGUCUGGUAGCCCCCUGAUGAGUACAAGAUAAUUGCAUCACACAUGGUGUUGGUAGCGUUGUGGUCUGGGGCUGUAUGAGUGCUGCUGGCACUGGGGAGCUGUGGUUCACUAAGGGAAACAUGAAUUCCAACAUGUACCGUGACAUUCUGAAGCAGAGCAUGAUCCCCUCCCUUUGGAAAACUGGGGCUUAUAGCCAUUUUAUAUAAGUUGAAGGUGAUGGAGUGGCCAAGUAUAUCUCUAGACCUGAACCCAAAUGAGCACCUGCUGCGGCAUCCUCUAGCGAACGUGGAGGAGUUAAGGUGUCCAUCAUCCACCAGCUUUGUGGUGUCAUUAUGGAGGAGUGGAAGAGGAUUCUAGUAAGGCAGUGCUACAUAAGUGAUAUUCACACAAAAUAUUGACAAUUUGGACACAGAAUGGACAUGUUCACUGUAAACUUGUGCUGCCAGCCACUUAAGACAAUAAUUGCUGUGUCAAGUUAUUUUCAGAGAACAGUAAAUCUAUACUCCUGUUGUACUAUAAUAGUAGUGCUAUACAUGCUGAACACUGACUUCUCUAAGAUGUAUCCAAGUUUCUUUUCUAUAGUAAGGUCCCUUGAGAAGAUAACAUAAAAUGGUUGCUGAACUGUGAGGGGUUGUACUCACUUUUGAGGGAUACUUAUGUCCUCUUCUGGGUAAAUCUGAAAAGAAAUAAUCUGCCCCUGUGGGUGUCUUAAACAGCUGAAGAGGCACAACAUUUUUGUAAAACAUUAUUUCUACACUCUGUGAAAAGCAGUGCACUCAAAAUAUAGAUCACAUUUAAGUACUGUUGAAAGUCAACUUCCUAACCAUUUCCACACUUCUCUUUUACAUGCAGAUUUCCUAUCAAUGUACAGAAUCACUGUAGUCUGUUGGUUUUGUCAGUGCACUUCCAAGACUCGCUGGUUAGGAAGUGCACAUUUAUUUAAAUCCUAGCAGGAGUCAAAGGCAUCAGAUACCAGCUUCAAUGCUACAAUGUUAAGCUGUGCCUUGUUUCAGUCAGUUACUGUAUCUAGGGAAGAUGUUUUUAUAGUAUAAGUUUUAUAUGCAAAACCAAAAAGUCUAACUCUAGCUCAUGCCUCUUGUGAUCAUUGCGUGAUCAUUGUGAUCUCUGCGUGAUGAUUUCCUGGUAACUGAUUUUUUUUUUUUUGGUAUCAUAUUAUUCAUUUUAGCUUUUCACAUAUGACACACUAUUAACACAUUUCCACUGAGUGGUUUCCAUUGUAAAAGGGAUCCAAUCAAACUACGUGUACUGUACCAUUUCUUGGUACCCUUCCAUUGGAGGUCCAUAGAAAAAUGGUACUGUACAGAUGGGUGAUGCAAGACCAGCAUUACUUCUUGCAUUAUUGCUGUUAGGUUUUGCAUUUGCCCUAAACCCUGCCUACCAAGUGAGGAAUAGGGCUGGCAGUGGAAACACUUGCCUGGCAAGGCCUUACCCUUCCAAACUGUACCAACCUGAACUCUACCACUCAGUGGAAAAGCUCCAUGUCUUUGAUAAUGUAAGACAGCCCUCCAAACAAGAGAGCAAAUACACCCCACACUCAAAACCACACAGACUUUACUGGUAAUUGCCAGUAGUAGAAGGAUAAAAUGUUCAGUGUGCAAUAUGCUUUGUCUACAAAAUGUGCCUAUACGUUUAACCUGUCCAGGCUAGGUGUUUUCUGUCAUCUAGAAUUUGUUUACAGCUCAUCACUGAACUCUUUUGUAUUUUGUACAGUGAGAUAUUAAAAUACCUCAUACUCC
Messenger RNA from Sphaeramia orbicularis (orbiculate cardinalfish), 6957 nucleotides. It is a transcript of the gene fbxo10, whose product is annotated as F-box protein 10. The coding region runs from base 362 to 3310 and encodes 982 amino acids. The transcript is spliced from 11 exons. Gene Ontology annotation, biological process: ubiquitin-dependent protein catabolic process; regulation of apoptotic process. Lineage: Eukaryota; Metazoa; Chordata; Actinopteri; Kurtiformes; Apogonidae. The record is from RefSeq and is a predicted model, not a curated record. Gene Ontology annotation, molecular function: protein binding.